CAAUUUCACCGAGCAACAAGAAUUAAUUCACCGAUUUAUGUAGAUCGAACCAUUCGGUUCCGAGCAUCUGAUAACGUCGGCAAGUUGUGUUUUCUAUAAAAGAACAUUACUCGGACCGUUCACUUACACCCAUUGUCAAUCACUCAAGAUGUCACAACGUCCGGCUUUUACGAAAUGGCUGUGGUGUCUGUUUGCCGUUUACGCAGGACCAGGCUGGGGCAGAGCCGUGUCCUUUCGGAACCCACCCAAGAACCCUACAACAAUCGAGGCUCAGGCGAAAUUCUUCCAGUAUAGGCAUCUGCCCACGCAUGAGGACUACGAGCAGGGACAUAGGGCGGGCAGCGAGCGACAUUUCACCGAGAGACACGAGCGCGCCAAGCCUUCUGAUGGACUGUUUUCUGCUAAAGUACGUUGGGGUGACAAACAUGGGGGAUACGGAGAGCAUUACUGGGACUUGAACCAUGCUGGUCACGCUGCUAACCAUGGCAAUGACGGAUAUGAUGGUUCAGAUGAUGAUGGGUCAUAUAAUCACGAAUUAGACCAUGCUCAUGAUGACCAUGACACAUAUGAUGAACCUACUGAACAACAACCCACGUAUGGCACAGAAGAAUAUGACCCUGAGCAGGCAGCGAAAUAUGAUGAAAGCGGCAGAGCUAAACGAGCUCAACCUAGAAUCAAAACUGAAAGAAAAUUUGUACGGCAUGAAGAGAGUGACGAAGAGUUACCAAAAGAGAAGUAUCAGCGAAAACCCAAACAACGGCAAGGUCCUCAAGAAGAUAAAGUAAAAGAAGCUGAACAAAAUCAACAACCUAAACGUAAAAGAAGGCAAAGAAGACCAGAAAACCUAGAAGAUAAUGCCGCAAAACAGGCUGCUCUUAAUCAAAAGGAAGAAGAGAAGCAAGAAUCGCAAUAUUACGUCAAAGAUAAUGAGGAACAAGGUCAAUCAGAGAAAGAACCACAGUAUUACGUAAAGAAUAAAAGCGAAGAAGAAAAUGAACAACAACCACAGUAUUACGUGAAGAAUAAAAACGAAGAGGAAAAUCAACAACCACCGCAUUACGUGAAGAAUAAAAACGAAGAAGAAUAUCAACAACAACCACAGUAUCACGUGAAGAAUAACGAAGAACAUAAUCAACAGCAACAACAGUAUUACGUGAAGAAUAAACACGAAGAAGAAAAUCGACAACAACCACAGUAUUACGUGAAGAAUAAACACGAAGAAGAAAAUCGACAACAACCACGGUAUUACGUAAAGAAUAACGAAGAAUAUACUCAACAACAGCCACAGUAUUACGCGAAGAAUACAAAUGAGGAACGAAAAGAACAGCAACCACAGAAUUAUGCGAAAAGGACAGAAAACCAAUUUGUUCCGUACGAACAAGGUGCAGGAGUGAGACAGCAUCAGCAUCCUGAGCUGACACCAGCCGCUUCAGCCCCAAGACUCUUCUUAGAGCCCACCACUGGACAUGUUGUGGACAGAGCCACAGGACAAGCCUAUGUUUUACAGCCGAUAGCUGCCAAUAAUUAUAAUUAGAUUAUUUAGUGUUAGUGUUACAAAUAGGUAAUUUAUUUUGUUAAUAAAAGGACUGUUGAAAUAAA
Molecule: messenger RNA, 1599 nt
Organism: Cydia amplana
Lineage: Eukaryota; Metazoa; Arthropoda; Insecta; Lepidoptera; Tortricidae
Exons: 4
Coding region: 149-1534 (461 amino acids)
Source: RefSeq, a predicted model, not a curated record